GACGAUUUCUUUACAAUCCUUCCAGACAGAGACCGAGCAUCUGCCAAGCAUCACGCAUCUGCUUUUGAAAGGUUCCUUGACGGAAGUCAUGCCGUCUUCGAACGUAUUCUUCUUAUUUUGGUUAGCCCAUGUGCUCUAUACGCUGUCCACACAGGGCUCAACUGUGGGCGAGCUGAAACGUGUUCAAGUUUAUAACGAAACAGACGAGGCAAACCUGCAUUUGAUGUUCAAAAAAUAUGUCCAAACACACAACAGGACAUACAUAAAUGAUCCGGAGGAAUACAACAGACGUCUUUCUGUUUUUAAGGAAAGCCUUGCGAGACAUGCCAGGUUAAAUGCAAGAGAGUCUGAACUAAAUGGGACAGCUGUAUAUGGUAUAAAUCAAUUCUCUGAUUGGACUCCUGAAGAGUUUAAAGAAUUUCUAAGAAGAGGAAGCCAGAAAGAUCACAGCCUUCUCAUAAAAAGUUAUCAAACACUUGAAGACUGCAGCUGUACAUUAAAACUGAAUGCUUCUGCAACACCACAUAACCAUGACUGGAGAAAAGAAGGAAAAGUGACAACAGUGAAAAAUCAGGGAAAGUGUGGAAGUUGUUGGGCAUUCACUGCAACUGAGUGUGUGGAGAGCCAGUGGGCCAUUGCUGGUAACUCUGUGACAGAACUCAGUGUUCAAGAGCUGAUUUCCUGUUCGAAACCCAAGGGUUGUUCUGGUGGAAAUACAUUACUAGCUUUAGAUUGGCUUCAAAAACACCAUUACACACUUGCUCCUGCCACUGAAUUUCCGUAUGUUGAUAAGGAAACAACCUGCAAAAAUGAUCUCUUGAAAGAGAAAGGUGUAAAGAUAAAGUGUGGUUGUCCAGUGUUGAAUACAUCAGAGAGCACGAGGAUGAAGGAACUAGUCGGUCUGCACGGUCCACUUGCUGUUAAUGUUGAUGCUACAAUGUGGCAUGAUUAUCUUGGUGGUAUUAUUCAACAUCACUGUACAGACACUGAUAUUAACCAUGCCGUACAAAUCACCGGAUACGACUUUAAUGGCCACAUAUGGUACUGGAUUGUCAGAAACUCAUGGGGACCUAGCUAUGGUGAUAAUGGAUAUCUUUACAUUAAAAUGGGCGAUAACUUGUGUGGUGUAGCUAACUCGCCGUCCUUUGUUGUAAUAUAACAAGACGAAUCCUGUGUCAGCGCCAGACUCGUCCGCAGAUUCUCGGCCGCUUUUUCGUUGGCAUCAUGGGAAGGAUUUUGUUUGGCCGCAUGGGUUGAAGCGAAGGCUGACCUUUUAUUGUUUUUUUUUUUUUGUACUCUAUUAGUGCGCCAAAUCACGUGAUGUAGUUACUAGGAACCAUUUUGCUUGUAACAAUAAUUGCAACUGGAAGGAUUUUGAACACUUUUUUUAUUUAACAUGUCGAUUUUGUUUACGUAUUUUUAUGUUUUUGUAAUGAAGAGCAACUGCAAGUUGAAAAGAAUUAAUGUACAUAGUGUAUUCAAGUUAACAAAAGUUGUCGGAGCGGUUUCAAUUGAGUGUCGUAAAACCAGACUACUCAGCCAAAUAUCUCAAACCGUAGUAAAACCAAAACCAAAGUAAUUGCCUGAUUACUCUCCACACUCAUUUAAAACCGUUCUAACAAUGAGAAGUAAGAAGUAUUGUUACAAUUUGUAACGGAAAUCUGCUGGCGCCAGUUACUUCCUCCAGAGGUAAAUCUAUAGAAAACAGUAAUAGUAACAGUAACUCGGUCACUGAUACUUGCUUAUAAUCCAUCAAAUAUUUUCGCUCGCGCCCGAUUGCUCUAAACGCGUCACGUGACUAAAUAUGCGCGAGAUAAAACUGGGAAAUAUCCAAGUGAUGUUCCCCAAUUUUCAAAACUGUGCGUGUUACGAAAAAUAUAAAGAGAAUAAUCAUGGACACAAUAGCCCCCUAGCUUUUGGCCCGAAAAUAGGCUCGGAUAUUUGUGCUUGGACAUUAUCUGUUCCAAGAAGCCAACAGUUUUCCAAGAGCGUAGCUCGAGGAAAACUGUGAGCUUCGAGGAACAGAUAAUGUCCGCGGACAAAUAUCCGAGCAUAUUUUCGCAACAAAUGGAGGCUAUUGUUUACAUAUUGUUCCGUAUGUAAAUUUAAAGUUACUAUAAGUAAAAAUCUUAAAAGAUUUUAAAUUAGCGAAGAAAUUUACCGUUGGCGAAAAGAGACAUUUUGGUUGAUUUACGCUUGCGCGUAAAUUCAUUUUAUAAUUUUUUUAUUCGAUGUAAUUUCAUAGUGAAAUAAAAAUAUAGUUUCAUCAUA
Orbicella faveolata is the source of this 2271-nucleotide messenger RNA. Its product is annotated as cathepsin O-like. NCBI's taxonomy places the organism in Eukaryota, Metazoa, Cnidaria, Anthozoa, Scleractinia, Merulinidae. Gene Ontology annotation, biological process: proteolysis. Gene Ontology annotation, molecular function: cysteine-type peptidase activity. The record is from RefSeq and is a predicted model, not a curated record.